GCGUAAAGGACAGGAGGUUGAUUUAAGUCGGCACAUGAUUGUGAAGACCGUGGGCUGCACCAGGAAACGGUAAACAACCCCUCGGCAUUUUAUCAUGAUUCGCGAAUUGGUUUUCUGGGGAAAUGAGUAAAGUACUUCUGCGCGGCUAAAACUUGGGAUUUAUCAGCAAUAUCAGUUUGGAACACCGUGGCCGCAGGAAUUGGUUGCACGCGCCAUGGCCGCUCAGUGCGACACUUUGAGCGGAUACUUGCAGCACUCGGAUCCUGGUUCCAACAGUGAGCGGAGUACAGACUCACCCUUACCCCUCUCGGAGGAUGACUCAAGUGGGCCACUUUCCCCGCCAGACCCGGAGUGGACCGAGGAGAGGUUCCGUGUGGACCGCAAGAAACUUGAGAUCAUGCUUCUAGCUGCCAGUGAAGGGAGGAUUAAUGGAGGUGAAGACUUCUUUCAGAAGGUGAUGGAUGAGACAGACACACAGAUUGCCUGGCCCUCCAAACUCAAGAUAGGAGCCAAGUCCAAAAAAGAUCCUCACAUCAAGGUCUGUGGAAAGAGAGACAAUGUGAAUGAGGCGAAAGAGAGAAUCAUGUCAGUCCUCGACACCAAGAGUAACCGGGUUACCCUGAAGAUGGACGUGUCCCACACUGAGCACUCUCAUGUCAUCGGGAAGGGCGGCAACAACAUCAAGAAGGUGAUGGAGGAGACGGGCUGCCACAUCCACUUCCCCGACUCCAACCGCAACAACCAGGCCGAGAAGAGCAACCAGGUGUCCAUAGCAGGCCAGCCCGCAGGAGUUGAGGCUGCCAGGGCCAAAAUAAGGGAGCUGCUUCCUCUGGUGCUGAUGUUUGAGCUGCCUGCGCUGGUGCAGGCCGACCCCAGCUCCCCCGCGGUGCAGCACCUCUGUCAGACCUACAGCUUCACCGUCUCCUUCAAGCCCCCCUCGCGCCUCUACGGGGCCACCGGGGUGGUGCGCGGCUCCCAGAACAAUGCCUCUGCUGUGCAGAGAGGCACGGCCCUGCUGCUGGAGCACCUGGCGGGCUCGCUGGCGAGCGCGGUGGCCGUGAGCACGCAGCUGGACAUCGCGCCGCAGCACCACCUCUUCAUGAUGGGCCGCAACGGCAGCAACGUCAAGCACAUCAGCCAGCGCACCGGCGCGCAGAUCCACUUCCCCGACCUGAGCACAGCCGCGCCGCUCGCCCACCGCAAGUCCACCAUCUACAUCCAGGGUUCCGUCGACGCCGUCUGCCUCGCCAGGCAGCACCUCAUGGGUUGUUUGCCCCUGGUGUUAAUUUUUGAUGUGAAGGAGGACGUGGAGCCCCAGUGUGUCAGUGCCCUCAUGGAACAGCUGGACGUCUUCAUCAGCAUCAAGCCCAAACCCAGACAACCAAGCAAGUCUGUGAUUGUGAAGAGUGUGGAGAGGAACGCGGGGAACAUGUACGAAGCCCGGAAGGUUCUACUGGGCCUGGAAAGCGGAGACUCCACCUCGGCCAGCAUCAACGGCCACUCUCCCUCCUCCUCCAAUGGCCACACCUCUUCACCCACCCUCCUCUGUCCGGUCGGCCUGGACAUCCUCGCCUCAGCUGGCCUGGGGCUGAGCACUCUGGGUCUCCUGAGCUCAGCAGUGGGCCCCGGUCUGAACGGGGCGUCAGCCCCAAACUCGGCCCUGAACGGGUCCAGCGUCGGCGUGGGCUCACCCUCAGGGCCGUGCCCCCCCUCCCUCUGGACCAACGCCCUCACCACCCCGUCCAGCACACAGUGCUUCUCGUCUGCCCUGAUGCUGCACCAGGCGUCCCAGGCGUCUCUGAGCAGCAUCCUGCUGUCUGGAGUGCAGGCCUACACCCAGAGCACCCCCUCCCCCCCCGGCCUCACCCCCAUCCACAAGCCCACCGGCGGAUCUGCCGCAGACUGCCACCUGAACGGCCACGUUAAGCAUCCAGGUUCCGUGUACAGUCGCAUAUCCUCCGCCUCCCUGGCUGAUGUGGUUCUGAGUCCAGCCCACUGUGACCCUGCCCCUCAAUCCAACACACACAACCCGGCAGAACCGCUGUCCAGCAAGUCCAGCUCUGAUGAAGGUUCAGACACGUUUGUUGAGGUGGGCAUGCCCAGGAGCCCGUCUCACUCGGCCAAUGGCAACGACCUGAAGCAGAUGGUGGCCUCCUGCAAGUCGUCGUCAGGAAAACGGCAGACCGUGGAACUGCUGCAAGGCACCAAGAACUCUCACCUGCAUUCGGACUGCCUGCUGUCGGACGCUGACUCCAGCUCCUCAGAGAGCCCGAUGGCAGAUAAGCGGGCUCCUGGCAGCGAGCGGGCAGCGGAGAGGGCAGCCCAGCAGAACUUUGAGCGGAUCGUACUCUCACCACAGUCUGCCACCUAUGCCAACAUGCAGGCCUUUGACUAUGAGCAGAAGAAGCUGUUGGCAACCAAAGCCAUGUUGAAGAAGCCAGUGGUUACAGAGGUGCGGACUCCUACCAACACAUGGAGUGGCCUGGGAUUCUCCAAGUCCAUGCCAGCCGAGACCAUUAAGGAGCUGCGCAGAGCCAACCACAUCUCGUACAAGCCCACCAUGAGCACCACCUAUGAGUCUUCUCCCUCUCUCCUUACCCUCGCUUGUUGCUGGUCUGCAGUGGAGCACUACCUGAGCAGCAGUAACUACAUGGACUGCAUCUCCUCCAUGAACGGCACCAAUGGCUGCUCUCUGAACGCCUCCCUCAAGGGCUCGGAACUGCCGGAGCUUUUCAGCAAACUGGGCCUGGGCAAAUACACCGACGUCUUCCAGCAGCAGGAGAUCGAUCUGCAGACGUUCCUCACACUCACUGACCAGGACCUGAAGGAGCUCGGCAUCACCACAUUUGGAGCGCGCCGGAAAAUGCUGCUGGCUAUCUCAGAACUGAACAAGAACCGUCGAAAACUCUUUGAUCCGCCCAACAUGCGCUCGUCCUUCCUAGAGGGGGGUGCCAGCGGCCGCCUGCCGCGCCAGUUCCACGCUGACAUGGCGAGUGUUAGCGGCCGCUGGUGAGAUCCACACCGCUUGGGCAGUUCCCCAGGUACUGCAACACCCUCACCCCAACCCACCGCCACCCCCCAUCCUUUGCCACCUCAGCGGAGUUCAUCUCAGCCUCUCUGGGACUAUGUAUGCCAGCCUUGCUUUUGUGGGCAGUUCAGCCCAUUACAAAAGGUCUAAUGUGUCAAACAAGGUCCCUGAAGAAAAGGAAAGAAAAAAGGCCUCUAUCUUCUGAUGUCCUUAUUACGGUGCUGUACGUGUUCUAUGUAUGUACGUAUGUAUGAUAAAAAUGAUAAAAGGA
Molecule: messenger RNA, 3299 nt
Organism: Alosa alosa (allis shad)
Lineage: Eukaryota; Metazoa; Chordata; Actinopteri; Clupeiformes; Clupeidae
Product: protein bicaudal C homolog 1-B-like
Cellular component (GO): cytoplasm
Molecular function (GO): RNA binding; protein binding
Source: RefSeq, a predicted model, not a curated record